AUGGCAGGCUUGAAUGUUUCUAUUGCUUUUCUUUUCCUGACCGUAGGCAUUUGCGAGUUAGUCAGGCAGCUUUCCAAAAGAUUUUUCUCUUUUGGAGCAUACUGUUGUCUUGCCAGAGAACUUGUUGGCUCAUUAUAUUUGUGUGCAGGCUGCCUUGAACUGAGAAUGCUGAUGGAGAUUGGCCUGUGGGGUGGUGGCUUUGGCCCAGAUGUGAGUCUGACUCUGCUCUUCCUUCUCUUUGUGGCUCAUGGCACCUUGUUUGAUGGAGCAUCUGCUAAUCUGACAGUCUCUCUCCAGGAAUUCCUGAUCCUGGACUCCAGCUUAGCAGCAACUACUGCGAAGCUUCUUGCCCAGUUUAUAGGUAUGGGCAUAGGCUGGGUUAUCACUAAGUACUACUGGUCCUGGGAGCUGACAGAAUUCCACCUCAUCCAGAACCUAAUGUCUUUGGAGUGCAGUUCCUCCCUCCGUACAUCAUUGUCUCAUGGUGUCUUUGUGGAAGGUGUUUGCUCUUUUCUUUUCAAUCUAGUGAUUCUCAAAUUUCACCACAGUCGGCCAAUGUACCGGGUCCCUGCCUUGGCAGCAACUGUCACCUUCCUGGCUUAUAUAGCUGGGCCAUUCACAGGGGCUUUUUUCAACCCUGUCCUUGCCACGGCUGUUACCUUCCACUGCUCAGGGAGCAGCCUGCAGGAGUAUAUCCAAGUUUACUGGCUGGGUCCCCUUGCAGGGAUGCUUGCUGCCCUCUUGCUAUACCAAGGGAACAUCCCAAGACUCUUCCAGAAAAACCUGCUUUACAGUCAGAAGAGCAAAUAUAGGAUACCCAAGGCAAGAGUGGCACAUGUUUCUGGAAACAGAGAACAGAGGCGGAAGAAGAAAGGGGAGAAGAGCAAUUCGGAGCAGAGUGCCUGAGCUGAAUGUGGGCUUUAGGAGAACCCCUGCAGCCCCCAUCAUGGGAGUGGGUUUCCUGGCACAGAGGAGAAAGCACAGGGGAUUUUGCAUGCUCAGGCCCCCAGCUCUGCCGCAGGUACUAUGUACUCAUUGCUGCAGCAUUCUGGACUAAGCUUCCUGGACUAAGCAGGCCCAAGAGCUGUGAUACGAUGUGCAGACGCUGUGCAUCUUGCCCAGCACCAGUCCUGGCUGUGUGGUCACUGCUACAGGCACAGCUGCAGGAGCUUUUUAAUGCAUCCUAUGGGAUUUGGACAAGAUAACCUUAACAGGAUGCCUGAAACUCUUAGGCUUCAUUAAAAAUGGAUUUUCUUUUUAAGGUUGGUGAACCUGUAAAGUUUCAAGCAUGCAGUGCUGGCUCAAUGGGAAAAAUUAAUUUAUUUGCAUAAGUUACUAUUGCCUUCCAUAUUCAGGAAGCAUGCAGAAGCUGAGAGCAAUUAUACAGGCAUGCUUGAGCAUCUUCCAUUUUAUUGCAUUGUUCAACACUUGAAGUAAUCUGAAUAUGUCAUGAAAAUAGAUCAAUAAUAUUGCAUUAAAUGUUCUGGGAUUUUUUAUUCUUUUUAACAACACAGCAGAAAUGUGUGACUAAACUUGCAGACUGUUGUCUGGGCUGCUCUCAGUGCUUAAAUGAAAU
Rhea pennata is the source of this 1576-nucleotide messenger RNA. RefSeq names its product aquaporin-12-like. The record is from RefSeq and is a predicted model, not a curated record. The transcript has 3 exons. Gene Ontology annotation, cellular component: cytoplasm. The coding region runs from base 1 to 906 and encodes 301 amino acids. Gene Ontology annotation, molecular function: channel activity. Lineage: Eukaryota; Metazoa; Chordata; Aves; Rheiformes; Rheidae.